UCUCUUUCAGACGGCAAAACACAUGAUUCGAUGGAAGUUAAGAAAGAUGAAGAAUUGUUCGCAAUCGAUCGUACUCCGAGUGAGCCCGUACGACAUACAAAACGACAACAAGCUGCUUUGAACAAAAUAUCUCAAAGUAUUGGCCAGUCCCACAGAAGGAUGCAUACGAUUUGUGGGAGAAAGGUAGCUUCUUCCCGAAUUUAUGUCUUCGUCGUAAAUAUUUCCGUCAUGAAUUCAGAUUUCGUACCAAAAGUGGAUAUCGAAUACAAAGAAGCUGGGGAGCAUCUUUUACGAUAUACUAAGAAGAAACUUCCGAAUAUGCCUUCCACUUGCCGAUUCAAACCUAGCUUAUUAAAUGCUGUGACGAUGCCUGAUGCUGGAGCGUCUUAUAAUCCAAAAGCGGAAGACUAUCAGAGCUACGUCGAAGAGAUCGCGAUGGAGGAAACUAAGCUUAUUAAUGAAGAGCAGCGAAUCGAGAAUGCAAGCAAGCCCAAGUUUGAGAGCGUUGUGACAUAUGCUGAGAAGAGAUUAGAAGAGACUGAAGGACUUGUAAUAGAUCCAAGAUACAACGCAGACGAUCGCGAUGAGGUGGAGGACCAGAAUGAUGUUGAAAUGGAGCACGUGGACGAGAAAAGUGAGCUUUGUAGCCUCGUAAAACAGAAAGCAAAUGCGCUCAAAGAGAAGAAGUUACAGCGUGAACAUAAACGGCGAAAAGAGGUGGAGAAAGCCCAGCAUGAUGUCUACAGAGCCAAGAGUAUCAACAAAGCAUUGGAACAAGCCGAGAAGGAAUCUCUCGAGAAGUCUGUGAAGAGAAAGAAACAAAAAUUUUUGGAAAAGAUGACCACGAGGCAACGUCUGGGACGUGGAGAAUUCAAGGAUUAUGAGGAGCCAUUUUUACUUCAGGAGGAAUUGGCCGACUCCCUUCGAUUGUUGAAACCACAAGGGCAUGUUCUGAAUGAACGUAUGGCUGGUUUGCAAAAGAGGAAUAUGUUGCCUAUUGGUGGCGAACGAAACAAGAAGAAGUUAAAGACGAAACUGAAGAAGAAGUUUGUGGAGAAACGAUCCGUGGCGGAAGUAACAAAAGGAAGUCGUGUUAUAUAG
Molecule: messenger RNA, 1101 nt
Organism: Haemonchus placei
Lineage: Eukaryota; Metazoa; Nematoda; Chromadorea; Rhabditida; Trichostrongylidae
Source: the annotation of a GenBank genome assembly